Cuscuta campestris is the source of this 1386-nucleotide messenger RNA. The record is from the annotation of a GenBank genome assembly. NCBI's taxonomy places the organism in Eukaryota, Viridiplantae, Streptophyta, Magnoliopsida, Solanales, Convolvulaceae.
GUGCCCACGAUCUUAAAUCGCUUCCCCUUUUCCCUCCGACGGAUUCUCCGGGAAAGGAAUCCGAAUCCGGGUUAACUGUUUCCCGGCGUCUUCUAAGGGUGGCUGUAGGGCUGUCUGGACACCUGCGGAGUGACCCGCCGCCAUCUCCGUUGGGAAACAAUGGCAUCUCUCUUUAAGGAUCUAAGCAAGAUUUCAGCAUACAGAGAUAGAAGGUUUCAGGGUACACAGGAAGAGUUUGAUGAAGCACUUCUGAAAUCAACUACUGUCUAUGUGGGGAAUAUGUCCUUCUAUACGACUGAGGAGCAAGUGUAUGAGUUGUUCUCUCGUGCUGGAGAGAUAAAAAAGAUAAUUAUGGGUCUCGACAAAAACAGCAGAACUCCCUGCGGUUUCUGCUUUGUAAUGUACUACUCUAGAGAAGAUACAGAAGACUCAGUUAAAUAUAUAAGUGGGACAAUCCUUGAUGAUCGUCCCAUUCGGGUAGAUUUUGAUUGGGGUUUCCAGGAAGGGAGACAGUGGGGUCGUGGUAGAAGUGGUGGGCAAGUUCGUGACGAAUAUCGCACUGACUAUGAUCCAGAUAUCCUUUUGAAAGUUGCAAAGUUUAUCUUUAAAGUUUUUACUUAUGUUUAUCUUCAUGCUUUAAUUUCUAUAUUACUUGAAUGCUUGAGAGUUCAAGGUGAGAGUUGUGUCAUACUUGAAUGGAAUCUAAUUAUUAAAAUACGUAGGGGUGGUUAUGGAAAGUUGGUCCAGAAAGAGUUGGAAUCUCAAAGAGAACUAGUGGAUUAUGGCACUGGAUCGUUGGGGAACUUUGGACCAAUUAUGCCACCUCAAUAUGGUCGGCAUGGUGGACAUCAUGGCAAUGGAGGUUCUUAUCGACAGGGCAGAGAUUACCAACGCAAGCGGAAUCGUGAUGAUGGCCGGCCUAGACUUGAUUACUCCAAGAGAGUUUACCGCCGUGAACCUGCCAAAGAUUCAGACCAUGAAGCUAGACCGGAGAAGAAUCCACGGUUCCGCGAGAGUGGUGACUCCGAUGAUGAGGACGAGGAUGAUCGCAAGAGAUCCCAUUAGCCGAUUCUUUUCGGCUUUGAUUUCUUUCCUUUUUUUCUUCCCAUGCUGAUAUCCAACACUCUUCUUGGGUAUAUUAGCAUAAGUCGUAGCAUUUCUAGGGGCAUUUGUUGUUUGGGUUUGCAUUAGACUUGGAAAUGAUUGUGACCUCCAUGGAUGAUGAUGCUGUGAACCUCUUCUCCAUAGCCUUGUAACUUAAAUAUUUCAGAUUUUUUAUUUUUAGCAUAAUUGAAACUUCUAAGCAUCUCCUGUAAAAAAAAUUCAGAAUUUUUCGUGACAGUCUUUUGAAAAUACUCCCUAGUCUCUCUACUUUCUAGUAGGGGG